AGAUAUGCCAGGAAGAGAACCUCACCCAGAUUGAUGAAGAUGAUGGUCAAACAAAGGAAAUUCAGCUAUCACUUGCUUUGUGCUACUGAGAAGAUAACCCAUAUUGCCUUUUCUGAUGAUUUGAUGCUUUUCUCUAGAGGAGACGUCACCUCGGUUACAGUCUUGGCAGAUGCUUUUAGACACUUCUCUCAAGUUUCUGGACUUCAUGUUAACCCACAUAAGUCUAACAUUUAUCUUGCAGGUGAAAUAAAGGACAAUAAAGAUGAUAUUUUGAACGUGGUGCAAUUCCCUGUAGGUAAACUACCUGUCAGAUACCUGGGCUUACCACUCACAUCUCAAAGGGCUUCUGAAAGGGACUUUGCCCCCCUUAUUGCUAAAGUGGAGCAGAAUAUACAUAGAUGGAAUUCCAAGACAUUGUCCCGGGUAGGGAAAGUGGAGCUGAUUAAGAGUGUCAUACAAGGAAUUCAGAGUUUUUGGCUUCAAGCCUUUUCAGUCCACAAGUCUGUGCUUAACAGGAUUACUACUAUUUGCAGAACUUUUCUUUGGGGAAGUAAAUUUUUAAAGGUUGCUUGGUCUGAUAUUUGUAAGCCCACUGAAGAAGGAGGAUUGGGACUUAGAGAUUCCUACACCUGGAACCAAGCUUUUCUGGUCAAGAACCUUUGGAAUAUUGCCUCUAGGAAGGAUACACUGUGGGUAAAAUGGGUCCAUUCAGUUUAUCUUAGAGGUAGAGAGAUCUUGAGCUAGACACCUAAGAAGGAUGAUUCACACCUCUUCAAAAGGUUGUCCAUUGCUAGAGACACCAUGAUUAAGAAAUGUGGGGGGCUUGAUAACAUUGAAGAGUACAUGCAGGGUCUGUGUCACAAUAGGGCCUUUAACACCUCCAAGGCUUAUGAUAACCUCAGAAAUAGAAACCCUAUUAAGCCAUGGAUGAAGUUCUUCUGGCAGGCCUACAUUCCCUCUAGAUUUUCAUUCACCACUGGAUAGCUUUGCGUAGGCACCUACCCACCAAAGUUAACCUACCCUUUGUGGAAAUAGAAACUAGGAACUGUAGUCUUUGUCAUAUGGAACUGGAAACCUCUGAGCACCUUUUCUUCUCUUGCCAUAUCAGCUCACAGGUUUGGAAUGGGAUCAAGUAGUGGCUUAACAUUGAUGCUUCACUCUCCAGAAUAAAAAGAGCCAUCAAGUGUCUAAGGAGGCAGCAUACUGGACACAACAACAGGAAGAAGUUUUGUAGAUUGGGAACUAUGAGUGUCAUUUACCACAUCUGGAAGAUGAGGAACAGUGUGCAAUUUGAUAAUCAUGCUGUGGAUGUUCAGAAGAUAAUUUAUAUGAUCAAGUUGAGCAUGUACAAGAUUAUGUUUAGGUUGUUCCCCUCUAGCCUAACCACUUUGACUUAGAGGUGGUUG
Molecule: messenger RNA, 1406 nt
Organism: Cuscuta campestris
Lineage: Eukaryota; Viridiplantae; Streptophyta; Magnoliopsida; Solanales; Convolvulaceae
Source: the annotation of a GenBank genome assembly